Aspergillus heteromorphus CBS 117.55 is the source of this 2241-nucleotide messenger RNA. RefSeq names its product siderophore transcription factor SreA (gene sreA). NCBI's taxonomy places the organism in Eukaryota, Fungi, Ascomycota, Eurotiomycetes, Eurotiales, Aspergillaceae. Gene Ontology annotation, molecular function: DNA-binding transcription factor activity, RNA polymerase II-specific; zinc ion binding; RNA polymerase II cis-regulatory region sequence-specific DNA binding. The transcript is spliced from 3 exons. Gene Ontology annotation, biological process: positive regulation of transcription by RNA polymerase II; negative regulation of transcription by RNA polymerase II. The coding region runs from base 210 to 1994 and encodes 594 amino acids. The record is from RefSeq and is a predicted model, not a curated record.
CUUGACCGACUUUUGACUUGGUGAUACAAUCCAUUUCUCUCCCCCGACUGUGGUGCGACACCACCAUCACGACACACGCCCUCUCCUUAUUUCGACUACGAUCCAUCUCAACCGACCCGGUCGUCUCUCGGAGCUCCCUUGCUCUGCUGGGCUCUGUCGCUAGGAAGUAGAGAAAGGAAAGGACACAACCCCACCAAGCUUGGUUGGCAAUGUUAGCAUCAAUCCCCCAGAUGGACACGGUGCGAUCGCUCCCCCGGAAUCCGGACAUGGUUACGCGGCAUCCAUCGGCGGAGGACUUGGACGCUGCCCAGCAGUUGAUCUCGUCCGCUCAGGCUGGUCGGGAACACCUCAUCGACCGCAGCCGCGAGGAUGAGGCCUCUCGAGCUUUCGACGUCAGACACACUCCAUCUCCUUACGAUUCAGACCGGACCAUGCAAGGUUCAGCGAUGCCAUCGUCUGAACCGGGUUCCAUCCCUCUCUCCGAGAAGUCCUCACCCAAGUCGCAGAAGGACACGUCCUUUCUGGGACAUUCUUGCAGUAAUUGUGGAACAAAGAGCACCCCGCUAUGGCGACGAUCACCGACCGGCGCGAUGAUUUGCAAUGCCUGCGGUCUCUAUUUGAAAGCCCGAAAUGUCGCUCGCCCCACGAAGCGGAAUCGCGUCCAAACAAACCCCGAGCCUGCUCAGCCCCAGCCGAUACCGCAGCCGCAGCAGCAGCAACAACAGCAACAACAACAACAACAACAACAACAGCAACAGCAACAGCAACAGCCCCCGGUGAUCCCCCACCAACACGAAGCCUCCCCUCCACAUGAAGGAGGAUGCCACGGCUCCAAAGGAUCUUGUCCCGGUGGGGGGAAUUGCAACGGCACCGGCGGUGCUGAGGGGUGCGACGGGUGCCCGGCCUACAACAACCGGGUGUACAAGUCGACUGCCCGGGGGACGGUGCCAGUGCACGCGUGGAAUCGGGCGCCCCUUCCAGAGGUCGAAAAGCCGCUGCCCGUCCCGGAAUCGGACGUGGCCGGGAAGAAUCCUGUGCCGGCCGAAGGAAAUCUGCUGGUGUCGUGUCAGAAUUGCUCGACGACGGUGACCCCGCUUUGGAGGCGGGACGAAAAUGGUCAUCCCAUCUGCAAUGCGUGUGGCCUGUAUUACAAGCUCCACGGGUGCUAUCGCCCCACCACCAUGAAAAAGACCAUCAUCAAGCGGCGGAAACGCGUCGUGCCCGCGCUGCGAGAACACUCCCCGACCGCGGCCACACACUCGUCCAACGGCUCUUCUGCCUCCCCCGAAGCCUCCCCCGCCACGCUCGCUCACGUCCACGACGACCACUACCGUUACUACAGCGCGGAGCCGAUGGAACAUUUUCCCAUGGUGUCUGGUGACAGAAUCUCACCGGCCGCGCCGAGGCAGUUUGGCUUCGCACCUCCGCCUGUUGAUUUUACCGGUUUUAGCUCUGGACCCGUCUCUCUGCCGCAUCACCCCCCACCACCGAGGCUGUUGGAGCCGGAUCGUAUCAACGCCCCGAGCCACUCUCCGGUGUCUCAGUUUGGCCGGCGGUCCCUCUCGCCGAAUCCAUCGGGCAAUCCCAAGAAACGCACACUGGCAGAGACCGCGUCAUCGGCCGAGGCUUUGUCGAUUCCGACGACGCUGGAGAACGGGUCCAACCAACUUCCCCCUAUCAUGUCGUCCAUCAAUCCCUCUCCUCCUGCCCGCCUCAGCUCGAUCUCCUCCCUCCUCAACCCCAACAACCACAGCGAAUCGCGCUUGGAUCCCUCGUUGGCUGCUCUUAGCCGUCAGCACCACCCGCCUCACCCUCCCCACCCCUCUCACCAAGCCCCUCCACUUGCCCCUCCGCCCUCACAGCCGUUGCCCGGCGUGUCCGAGCUGGAUGGUCUUCGCGAUGAGCGUCGCCUGAAGUUGCAGCGGGAAGCCGAAGAGAUGCGCGAAAUGCUGCGUGCGAAGGAGCGAGAACUGGCGGAGCUGGGACAGCAAUGAUCAUUCAUGGGUUCAAAUUGUCUGGAAUUGAUGCACUUUGUUGUUUCUAUCUAACCUUGCCUACCUACCUACUACCUACCUACCUCCCUACCUCUUUUUCUCCGACCAUACAUUUGGCGCAGAGCUCUUUCUGACAAGAUACCAAUUUUCAACAACGAUGAGUUUUUCACUGGACUUGUGUCAUAUUUUAUUCAUUUAUUUUAUUUUUCAAGGGAAAAAAAAAGUUCUUUACUUUCUCCUAGUACUG